Molecule: messenger RNA, 2768 nt
Organism: Symbiodinium necroappetens
Lineage: Eukaryota; Dinophyceae; Suessiales; Symbiodiniaceae
Source: the annotation of a GenBank genome assembly
AUGACGCGAUCCUGGCAUUGCCGGGCCUGCGAAUACGCUAUCCGGACAUCACCCGGGCUGUGCUUGCGUUGAGGAUCAGCGAGUGCGGCCGCUUCGGAUUCCUUGAGGAGAUGCAAGUGAAGUCUGUGUGGGGAAACACCUUCACUUACAACGCGGCCAUUGGCGCCUUGGGAAAGGGCCGGCAAUGGCAAAAAGCUCUCCGCCUUUUCUAUGGCCUUCAAGAAGCGACCGUGGACAAGGAUCUUGUCUCCUACAACACCGCCAUCAAUGCAUGCAAAGACGCCGGGAGAUGGGCCGCGGCUUUGUCCCUGCUCUCCGAAGUGCUCUCCUGUGGCCUUCAAGCAGACCUCAUCACUUUCAAUGCUGCCAUCGGUGCUUGCGAGAAGUCGGGGCAGUGGCAGCCCGCCUUGCAACUGCUUCAAGCUUUGGAGGAUCGCAAGCUCGUACCCCAGGCAAUGACUUGGGUUGGGCUCAUCAGCGCUUGCAGCCGUGCAGGGCUCUGGAUGGAGGCUCUUGGUUAUUUGUCUCGGCACUUGACCGACGAGCCGAAGUCUCCCAGCACGAUCGUGUACAGCGUGACCAUCAGCGCCUGUGACAAGGCCGGCCAGUGGCAGCAGGCACUGUCAUUGCUGACGCAGUUGGAGCAGCAAAGCUUAGAGAAGAACGUGGUGUGCCAAAACGCGGCGAUGAGCGCUUGCGUCAAGUGCACGAUGUGGCAGCUGGCCGUGCAGCUGUUCGCAGAUCUCAAAGCCUCCUGGCUGAAUGAGCUGAAGCGAGCGUGGUGUCUUACAACACUGCCAUCGCUGCCUAUGAUCGUGGAGGCUUCGAUGUUGACGCAGCCUGAGAAUUUCGGAUCUGCAGUGCAGGAUGAACCUGCGACCAGCCAGUGGCACAUCGCGCUGGCAAUUUUUGCCGAGCUGUUGAACAGCCAGGCACAGCCAGAUCUCGUGUCCUUCAACACUGCAAUUAACGUAUGCAAGGAGGGCCACGCUGCUGAAGCGAAAUUGCUCUACACGCAGCUCCGAGAAUUCAAGCUGAAGGCAGAUGCCAUCACUUGCACGUCCUUGAUCACCGCCUGUGCGUCUGAAUGGCGACAUGCGCUGGCCUUCCUGGCAGAGUUCUACAGCACCAGAAGCCCUGAUGUCUUCAUAACCAGCGCUGCUGUAAGUGCCUGCACAGAGGGCCUGGAAUGGAAGAGGUCUUUGCAGCUCUUCGCGGAUUUUCAGGAGUCGAGCGCGGAGGCAAACAUCGUCUUGUACAACGCCGCGAUCAGCGCGGCGGCCCGUGUGCGGCACUGGUCCGGGGCACUGGCCCUCAUGCUGGACCUUCGUCGCGCCGAUUUAGCGCCGAACGAGGUGACAUUCAGCGCCGCUAUCUCUGCAUGCUCAGAUCCUGGCUUGUGGCGUUGGGCCCUCUGCCUCUUCGAGCACAGCCGAGGAACGGGCACGGGGGCCAACACCGUGGUGUACACUGCAACUAUGUCAGCCUGCACCCAGCAGUCCCUUUGGCGCCACUCAUUGGCUCUGGCUUGCGAAAUGAUUGCGGAUGGUUUGCCACUGGAUACCAGUGCAUACAACUCCCUUAUCACCGCGUUCACUGCAGGUGAGCAGUGGCAGCGCUCCCUUGACCUCUUCGGCGAAAUGCGUAGUAUGGACUUGCAGGCUGAUGGCGUGUCCUACGGAGCUGCCAUCAAAGCCUGCGAGAAUGGUCAGCACUGGGAGCUCGCACUCAGCUUGCUGGCAGAGUCGGAAACAAGGUCCUUCAAGCCAGACCUGAUCGCCUGCAGCGCAGCGCUGAGUGCCUGCGAGAAAGGAGCGCAGUGGGAGUCGGCCUUGAGCCUGCUCUCGGAGAUGGCCGAGAAGGAGCUAGCCAUGGACGUGGUUGCCUGCUCCGCGGCGAUCAGCGCCUGUGAAAAGAACAGCCGUUGGCAGGAGGGACUGCAACUGCUGUCCAACUUCCAGCACAGCUACGGGGAAGGCGAUCGGAUCAGCUACAACGCGCUCAUAAGCGCUUGCUGCAAGGGUUUCGUGGCAAGCAUAGCCCUCGAGCUUCUGGAGGAAAUGGACCAUUUGUGGACAAGGCCGGAUGGUGUCACUUUUGAUGUCACGAUCCGUGCACUCGCCGACCUCGCUCGAUGGCAACGUGCACUCACUCUCUUCGAGGAGAUGGUCUCCAGGGACGUGCAGGCCGAUGCCAUCGCCUUGAGCGCCCCUGACAAGGCCUCCGCACUCCGAAAGUGUCAGAGCCAACUCAAAGAUUUGCCAAAAGACCCACUCCGGAAAAGGGACUCGCCCAUCAUCAACGUGCGCUUGGCCAUCGGGGCUGCUUUUGGCUUCGCGAGGCUCGCAGAUGCCAGGCUGGCAAGCACUGCGGUCGCGAUGGAGGAGAUUGUGGUGCACGGGAGGAAGGUGCUCAUUUGCCGGCCAAGCAGCUUCAAGCACGAUGAGGGAGUGGAGGAGCCGAAAAGAGCCGUGCUGAAGCCGCCACCACCUCCAAUGCAACCGCCGCCAGCGCCGAAGGAGGAAAGUCAGGCGAUCUUCGACGUCCCUCCACCUCCGAUGGUGCCAGCCGUGCCAGCGACAGCGGCACCAUCAAGUUGCCGACUGUGGAUUGGCAACCUCCCAAGCCGCCAUACACUGAGCCAGCUCAGCGACGACGAAGACGACGCGCAGAACGGGCAGCCCAGCUCCAAGGACAGAGGGGAUAGCAAGGGCGAUAAGGAGGCUUGCUCAUCGUGCAUUGGGAGUGGGCAUGUGCCAAGAGACUGA